CCUAGUGCAAACCGCAACAGUGCGAAUGCCGUGGUGCCACGGGCUCCCCGCCCGCAGCCCAGGGAGGAGCCGAGCCGAGGGCGCCCGGCGUCCCGUGUGGGAACCGGAGCGGAGCCCCGGCUCUAACUGGCCGCGCUCUGAGGCGCGCGGGGCUGCGCUUCACCCCUGAUUGGAGGUGAGGAGGCUGAGAGGCCUGACCAAGCGGGCCCCGCGGCACAGACAGGGGGGCCGCCAGGGGCGCCACAUCCGAGUCCUGACAGCCCUGUCUCCACCUACGACACCCGAAGCGCUGCUACUGGCAACGCCACACUUCCGUCACUUUGGAGAGUUCCAGGGGCCCCGGGCCCGGCCCGAUCGCGCAGGGCGGAGGCGGAGGUCGGAGGCUGGGAACGGUGCCCAGGGGGAGGGGGGAGACUGAGGCAGGAGGCCCGUGACCCCCAGUCCGCGGGGCCCGUCGCGGUGCUCGCAGGGAGGAAAAACAAUCCUGAGAGGAGAGACCCUGCUCGGGCAGCGGGCUCGGGCGGGACUCCGGAGCGGCCGAGCCGACCUCCAGCCGCAGCCGUCCGAUCCCGCGCGCGGCGCCUGCAUCGCGGGCGGGCCCCUCGGCGGCCGGGCGCGGUUUCCCGGGGACGCGUUUCCCGCCGCACCGCGGGCCGCCCGGACCUCCCUGGCGGACGUACCUUCCGGCGGCCCAGGCGCGGAGCCCUGGGCCCGGCUGCGGCCCGGCGGGGGCCCCGGAGUGGCGGUUCUGGACCCUGCGCGAGCCCGGAGCCCCGCUCGCCGCCGCGGGAGGACCCCGCCCGACGGGGGCCCAGGCUCGGGCCGACUCAGACAUACCAGACGCACAGCUGGGCACUUAGUUACUAAAGCGACGACGCUGCCUAAGUUGCAAAACGAGGUGAGCGCUGGCUGAGAAAGCCCCGCUCCCUGGUGCCGGGUGGUGUCGGUCUGGGCCAGGCCUGUACGGAAGGUGGGCCCCUCCAGUGUGGAGAUGCCGAAGCUGGAAGGCUUUGAGUUCUGGAGCCGUACCCUGGGGGGGGCUCGGCACGUGGUGGCCCCCAUGGUGGACCAGAGCGAGCUGGCCUGGAGGCUGCUGAGCCGCCGCCACGGGGCCCAGCUCUGCUACACCCCCAUGCUGCAUGCCCAGGUCUUCGUCCGUGAUGCCAACUACCGGAAGGAGAACCUGUACUGUGAAGUGUGCCCCGAGGACCGGCCCCUCAUUGUGCAGUUCUGUGCCAACGACCCAGAGGUGUUUGUCCAGGCAGCUCUCCUGGCUCAGGGCUACUGCGAUGGCAUCGACCUGAAUCUGGGUUGCCCGCAAAUGAUCGCCAAGCGAGGUCACUACGGAGCCUUCCUACAGGAUGAGUGGGACCUGCUCCAGAGCAUGAUUCUGCUGGCCCACGAGAAACUGUCUGUCCCUGUUACGUGCAAAAUCCGUGUCUUCCCAGAGAUUGACAAGACCGUGAGGUAUGCCCAGAUGCUGGAGAAGGCUGGCUGCCAGCUGCUGACAGUGCACGGGCGCACCAAGGAGCAGAAGGGGCCUCUGUCGGGCUCCGCGUCCUGGGAGCACAUCAAAGCUGUGCGCAGCAAGGCCGUGGCAAUCCCUGUGUUCGCAAAUGGGAACAUCCAGUGUUUGCGGGAUGUAGAGCGCUGCAUCCAGAUCACGGGGGUACAGGGCGUCAUGAGUGCAGAGGGCAACCUACACAACCCCGCCCUGUUCGAGGGCCGCAGCCCUGCCGUGUGGGAGCUGGCCGAGGAGUACCUGGACAUUGUGCGACAGCACCCUUGCCCCCUGUCCUACGUCCGGGCCCACCUCUUCAAGCUGUGGCACCACACGCUGCAGGUGCACCAGCUGCUUCGAGAGGAGCUCGCCAAAGCCAAGACCCUGGAGGGUGUCACGGCCGUGAGCCGGGAGCUGAAGCUGCGGUGUCAGGAGGACAUGUCCAGGCAGAAGGAGGGGGAGAAGCCCGCGGGCGGCCUGCCUUUCUUCCACUGGAUCUGCCAGCCCUACUUCCGGCCAGGGCCCAAGGAGGGGAGCAAGAACGGGGGUGCUUGCAGCAAGCGGGCCCUGGAGGAAGAAGAGGGCAACACGGACGUCUUGUCCAAGAAUAAGCAGAAGAAGCAGCUGAGAAACCCUCACAAGACCUUCGACCCUUCGCUGAAGCCAAAAUACGCCAGGUGUGAUCAGUGUGGGAACCCAAAGGGCAACAGAUGUGUGUUCAACCUGUGCCGGGGCUGCUGCAAGAAGCGAGCUUUCAAAGAGACCGCGGACUGCCCAGGUCAUGGAUUGCUUUUUAAAACCAAACUGGAGAAGUCUCUGGCCUGGAAGGAGGCCCAGCCCCACCUGCAGGACCCUCAGCAGGCAGGGCCGGGGGAACCUGGUGGCUUGCCUGAGGUCGUGGGCGGUGCGCUGGCCUGAUGGGCCCCAGGACUGCUGCCGAAACGCCUUCACUCAGGGAGUCCCCUGCUGCUUCACAUGGAAGGACCAGCUGACAGUCUGCCCCUCGCCUGCCCUCCUGCCCGCGCUGGGGGUCCAGAAAUGCUGCACCGGCGAGCAGGCUCCCAGGCUGGACCUGCCCUGUCCUGGCAACUUGUAUGUGUUCAAAAGUAAACAAUAAAUCACUUCAAAGAUG
Molecule: messenger RNA, 2633 nt
Organism: Hipposideros armiger (great roundleaf bat)
Lineage: Eukaryota; Metazoa; Chordata; Mammalia; Chiroptera; Hipposideridae
Gene: DUS1L
Product: dihydrouridine synthase 1 like
Exons: 15
Coding region: 992-2419 (475 amino acids)
Biological process (GO): tRNA processing
Molecular function (GO): flavin adenine dinucleotide binding; tRNA dihydrouridine synthase activity
Source: RefSeq, a predicted model, not a curated record